UUACGUGUUCUACGGCGUCCUCAGAAUUUGUUCACGGAAAGUGUAUCGCCAUAUUGCUUCCGUGAAUUCAUUGAAAUAUUUGUACAUUUCUCUUCAAUUAUGACUGCAAUAUGAAAAUUAAGUGAAAUAAAACAAACCAUAGACGGUCGGUAACUGUGGGAACACUUUUCUAUACACAACGGACUCUGAUUUAAAGGGAAAAAGCGUGGAGCGAGCAGUAUGUCGUUCGAAAAGAUGGAGGUUGUAAACCCGGCGGAAAAGGAGGCGAGCGAAGUGCUUCACUCCCUGUUGUCUGUUGAGAGAAGGAGUGUGGACAGUAAGGAGGCAAUCAUCGUCUCGAUACCAUCAGACCAGAACGGCGGCGGCGAAUACGGCGAGAGUGCCCAGUGGCACACGCCAGUUAUGGGCCAACAUUCCGUUUUCGAGAUGGGUGCUCCUCAGAACAUGCAACAACACAAUUACAAUGGCCACCAAGAACCGGUCCUAUGGCAGGGUCAUACAAUCCAAGUGGAAAAUGGGGAUGCCAGUAUGCAAGGCAUAGCGACAUCAUACACAAUCCAAUUUGGAUCACAUGUAGAAGGUGAAACGGGAGAAUUGGAUGUGGAAACAAAGCCUAAAGUAGAGAAAAAAACUGGUAUGAAAAAAAAGAAAAAGGCAGAUUCAGAUAGUGAUGAAGAGGUACUUGAUAAUAAACUGGAGGAUAACCCUGCUCAGGUCAAAGAAAGACUGCUAAGAGGAUGCGAUUGCAAAGACAACUGCUACCGCGGACUCAAUCCAGAAGCUGUGUACCGUCAUCGACUGAACAUAGCCGAAUUGACGAAAAGUGAACAUGACAUGUAUCUAAUGGGCAUCACAAUGGCAAGUUUGGCCAAUCCUGCAGAGACAUCACGACAUAAAGUAAGAAGGAGACUACGAGCAUGUUAUGUGUACCAAGGACGUAAGGUUUGUUUAGAAGCUUUCUUGUAUUUAGAAAAUGUUACACAUUACCAGCUUAAGCGCAUCAGGCAGCAUGUAAUGACACAUGGUGUCGCGCCACGGAUACAUGGCAACGUUGGCAAGAAGCCAUACAAUACCUUCACGCUAGACAUUUAUAAACAUGCUACAAAUUUUUUAAAGGAAUAUUUAAAACAACAUGCAUGCUCACCUAAAGAUGUUCAGCCAUCAGGUGAGGGAGGUAAGAAAGCUAGUAAAACUGUGAUUAUCCAAGGUGACUCUAGGAAACACUUAUUCGAAGCAUACAAAGAGUAUGGAGAAAUUCUAGAGCCAGGUGUAAAACUUAUGGGUUACUCAACGUUCCGAGCUUUCAUGAAAGACCAGUUUCCACAUGUUAAAUUCGCCACAAAGAAACAGGAUCUACCGAAAGACAUGGUGCCAUUCCGGAGUGGUAAAUGUAUGUCGUAUGAUAAAAACAAAGAUCCUAUCAGGAUACAACAGGAGAAAGAAAAGGCUGAAGCUAAAAAGGCAGCUAUAGAGGCCAAAAAGAAGGAGGAACAAGAGAGGGAACAGCAAGCACAACAACAAGCUCAACAACAGCAGCAGCAACAACAACAACAGGUCCAGCAACAACAGCAACAAGUGCAGCAGGUACAGGUGCAACAACACCAGCAAAUGCAGAACCAACCACAUGUGGUCAUACAUCAACAGCAACCACAACAACAACAGUCUAUGCAACAACAAAUGUUGGUUCCUCAAGUGAGUCAACACCAACAAGUUCUAACACAACAGGUUGGUGGUGUUCAGCAAGUAGCACAACAGCACUGUGUACAGCCACUCGGUGUAUCUGAAGAAGGUGGACAACCAGUGGAAAUGGCACAGCAAGUCAUCCCAUUAGCUGUUGUUCAGCAACCUCAACAAGCUUACAUUGUCACUCCUGUAUCUCACUUCCAAACACGUGUCCAAGGUGCAUGGUAUAGACAUUGACAACAGUCGUCCCUUGGCUCCAUCGAGGUUUUAAGAUGCAUAGAACGGAAUAAUGGGGAGGAAAUGAUUACAACAUAACAAGAUCUCAUGACUGAAAAAGUCAUCAAACUUAUUCUGAACCUGAUCGGUCUUGUAACGCCACACGUAACUUUGGCAAUAAGUUAGCAAAGAUAGGUUAACACCUUUUCAGUAUUGGUUUAAAAACUGAUUAUAACAAUUUUAUGUGUAAGUAUAACCAUAUAUACACGACUUAUAUUAGCUGUAGGUAUGUAGUUUUAUGUUAUGUGAAGAUGAUUUAAACCGAUUUAUUUACGGUCAUUAAAAUUUCAAUAUAGUCCGUCGCGCUAUAUACACAAUAAUAGGUGGUACAUUUUAGUACAAAUAAUAACGGAGAGAUAUAUUGUUAUUGAUAACUCCCUCGAAUUGAAAUCAAAUUUUAAGAUAUUUAGUUGAAAUUAAAUUUAGGUUUAUACCUUAGAUUAUAUAGAUAGAACCUCGGGCCUUAAAAACGGGUCAAUUUUUGUCAGCUAAUUGUUGUGUAAAAUUAGUCGACUCGUCUUUUAUUUUAUUAGUGUUCUAUAUAUUUACACUUCAAUGUAUCUUGAAGUGUCUAUAUUUAAUUAAAAUGAGUAUUUGCGAACUAAAAAGAAGUAAAAUUUAUAAGACGAAAAAUAGAACUAAUAAAGAAAUCACUUAUAGAUAACCAGUAAAUAUCUUCAGUUUUAAACAUAAAUAUAAUUAUAUAUAUUUAAUUUUUUUAAAUUCGCGCCAUUUUUAUUGUAUAUAUACAAGUAUGCGAUAAAUUCCACAAAAAUCAAUUAAAAUGAUUUGAAUUGUUUUUCUUUGAAUUGAAUUGAAUUCAAAUUGAGAAUUGAAUUAUUUUUAAUUAUUAUUUGUAUUAUGUGCUAUUUAUUUUUACAUAAUAUAAAUAUAAUAUUUAUGUGGAUAUGUACAAAGAGAUAUUAUUGAGUAGAUAUUAUGCACUUUGUUAUUUGACUAAUUGCUUUCAAAAUCAAAAUCUACAGAUUCGUGUAUACUUUAAAUAUGGAUCAGAUGUUAGAAUUAAUGAAAAUGGUCGGCAUUUUUUAUUUCCUUGUUAUUUGACAGAUUGCUUUCAAAAUCAGUAUCUGAGAGUUCAUAUACGUUUCAAAUAUGGAUUCAGUGUCACAAUUAAUCAAAAUGGCUUCGAUUAUUUCUAACAUCAAUACAUGUUUUAAAUCUAUAAAAAAUUUAGAUAUUAGGUUAAGUUAGGAUAUAGGUUAAGUAAAAAGUAUUUAAGAUGGCCGUUACUUUUAGUAUCAUUAUCUGUCUAUAUUUAUAGUAUACAUGGAUUCACAAAUACCGAUUUUCAACCUUCACUUCAACAUUUUAUUAUAUUUUAAAGCAAUAUGAAAGAAUUAUCAAGUUUUAUCUACCGAAUUCUUAUUCUUUAUCUACGCAUUAUUUUUAAUAAAUAAUAUGAUUAAAUAUAUAAAUAAAGUUCGAUAUUAUAAAGGAUUAUUUAAUCAAUAAUAUUUUAAGUUACGACCUUCAUCUUUGUAUGGAGACUAUCUAUAUAAUCUAAGGUUUAUACAAAAUAUAUUGUAAUACAAUUAUUAUUUUUUACAAAAUGGCCACUGUUUUUACUAAAAUAACUUGUAGGUACUUGUCAUUAAGUUACAACAUCAUGACACUAUUCAAUAUUCUAGAUUUUCUUUUUUUAUAUAUUGUUUUCUUAGUACAUGAAAUAGACUUCAAAAUGUAAAAAUAUACUUAUUUAAAAUUACAAAACUAUACAAAUACGUUUUAGGGCAGCGAUUGAAAUCUCCUUCUAUUUAUUUAUUCAGUAGUUCAGAUAACAUUUUAACAUUAAUGUUGUUCUUGUCCUAAAUAGAAAAGGAAUGCACUAGUUUCAAUGUCAUUAUCAAUUUAGCUUUGUUGUGUAUCAGAAUUGAUAGCAAUAUCCAUAACAACUUAAAUUCUACUAUCUUGGAGCCUGAGCUGCUAAACUUUACUUUAUUAAAAAAAAGAACAGUGCCUUCAAAAGUUUGAUGUGAAAUAAGGACAAGUUUUAAAUAUUUAUUUUUCAUCACAAUUAGUAUUUAGUAUUUAACUUUGUAAAGUGUAGGUUUAUUUGAAAAGAAGAUAAUAUCAAUUUUGAUAUAAAUGUAUGACUUUCUUAAUUGUAUUGAAAGUUAGUAGAAUUUAUAUUUAUUUCAUAUUUACCCCCACGUAAUUCUACACUUAAUUAUAAUUACAUAUCAAAGGGGACUUUGCAGAAUCAUACAAGUAACUUUAAAAGACUUUAAUUAUAUUUGUACUUUUAAUAUUAUUUUAUGAGUUGAAAAUUACACAAUUUGUUCUCACAUUGUCUCUUCGUUUUUGUGAUUAAAUAAGUUAUUUUUAUUAUCAUAUAACAAAAUGUAGUGUGUAUGUAUUAUAUACACUUUUUUUUUAUAACAAAAAUACAUCACUAUUAAUAUAUAGUACAAUUUUGUAUCGCCUAUUUUAAUUAAAAACACCAGGUAAUUAAUUGGCAAUACCAUUUUUAUUACUAUUGUCUAUAUUUGGGACUGAAAAGAUGUUAUGAAGUAAUUCAGUAGGAAUUGUAUAUAAAUAAAAGAGUAAUAGUUAUUUAUAUACGAAUUUAAUUUGUAAACCUAUUACGAAAACUAGAAGGCGGUCUAUUGCAGUCCAUUGGUUUUUUUUUUUUAAUUGUAUAUUAUUUGAGGUCUGCAGACGGUUGUAGUCGAUUUAACGUCUCGUCAAACGGUAUUUGUUUGUAUACAUCGCCCUGCUGUGGACAAGUGGUAAACGAAUCUAUCGAUACAAUCGUUUUCGUUCGCGAGUCCAUACGUUGAAGUAAGACAUUGAACGUUGCUAUUUCAUUCUAUCUCAUAAAUUCGCUUACGAUAACGAUUCGCUUUGAUGAAAGGCCUGAUCUAAUUAAUAGGUAUAUUACACUGUCAAAUACAUUGUAAAAUCUAAAUUUGUUAGCAUUAAAUAUGGAAAUGCUUUAACAUGUGACAUUGAACAUUUUUCCUAAAGAAUAUGGGUCGAAACCAAUAGAAAUUUUGAGCCUCCCAUACUAACACACUGCAUCCGCCUGUCAAGUUCGUAUGGGGACCUCUAAUAAUUGGAAAUUUCUUAAAAAAAAGAGAACUUAAAAAAUAUUAACUAAUGAUUUCAUUUUGUAUGUAAGAUCAUAUGUAUAUUUUGGAGUUGUAAUACAGAGCCGAAACGAAAAUUAGUCUCGGUAAGUUUCAUUGCGGAAGGAAAAUAGAGGGCAAAAGAAAAAGGGGAAGACUGAGAAAUUACUACAUGGGACAGAUAAAGGUGGCACUAAGUGCCACGUCGUAUAGGGAGGUCAAAGAUAUGCCCUGCUAUAGAGCUGACUGGAAGAGAAUGCAUGAAUUAGUUCAAAGAUUUCGCAAUAGAAUUAUUCCUUGUUCUUAGAAUUAAUUGUACGGACAAGAGGAAACUCUAAAGUGAAAAAAGUUUCUUUUAUUACUGAGUCAAAUAGUUAUCCCAUUGUAUUGCCCCCAUUUAAAAUUAAAUCUUUUUAAUGUUUCCAAUAUAAAUUAUGUACCUACAAUAAAGAUUUUACAAUUACAAAUUAUAAUUAAACAUCCUCAUAAUUAUAACAACAGCCUGAAAUUUGCGAGAGGAUGCAAACUCUAUUUUUUCAUAUCUUGCACUCUUGUAUUGUGCUUUGUUGGCCUAGUUACUUCGUUCCAUAAUCAAUCUAUGAAGUUGAGUUAAUCCACUUUUAAUAUCACUAAGGUUUUUUUAUACUUUUGUUGGGACUUAGCGAGAUCAACAAUAUCAUUUAAAAGAUUUUUGUUUCAAAAUGUUGUAUAAAUACAUUAAUAUUUAUUACUCUAAAAUAUAAAAAUAAUCUUACAAGAAAUUGACAGCAUAAUAGCUUUACGGCCGUCACCAAUAAUUAUUAUCAUUCAUCACUUUUACGGCCCAGCAUUCAGAUCCAUACAAGAAAGUGGUACUCAUGACAGUACAAUCUUUGAUACAUCGCAGUUUAUCUCGCCUAGUUAUAAUAAUAAUAGUAUAUUCUAUUUGCGUCACGUGAUUUCUCAAAUCAUGUUUUACCUAUUGAAAGAUCGAAAGAAUCGGUUUGCAACAAUUUCUCCAUCCUCAUUUACCUUGUGCCCACCCCCCAUGAAUUCUUUCUUAAUUAUCUUUUUGUUUACCAACAUGUCCACUAAAAUCACCUCUUAUAAUUAUAUUCUUGUUUAAAGUUUAGUUAAACCCAGUUCAAAAUUACAUACUUAUAAUACAAAGACUAAACUUUGAAAAACUACAACUGAAUGUAUUAUUAGGUAAUUGAAUUGAAUAUUUUUUUAUUUGGCUACAUUGUUUACUGGGAGCUACCGAUAGUUGUCUUAGGGUUUUAACCGCAAAUAUCUCUUAACACGAAUAAAAUAUUACAAAGACUGUAAUGUUAGAUUUACUUCAAAUAUGAUGGAACCAAAAAAUAAUGGGUUAUAUUUUAAUGUCAAUGUCACAGUAUUGAAAUUAAAUUAACGAGAAAAGGCAAUAAAUAGGUAAGUUAAAAAAUUCCACAAUUUCUAAAUAUCAGGAGGUAUUGGUGGUUAACCGUCGAUGAUACGUCAUAUAUUUUAAAAUCCUAAUUUUAUGUAAUGUAAGUGAUGGUUUGUCGGUUGGCUGGUGAAAAUAAAUCUCAUUUAGUUUGAGUUAGAUGUAGGGUAAUUUAUACAUGUAGGUAUGUAUCUGAUAGACGCGUGUAAUCAUAAUCAUGAAUAUUGACACUACAGAAUUGUGCCUAGAAAUUAUGCUUAUCCAUGUAUUUUUAUAGUGCAAUAAAUAAAUGUGUGAGAGAUUCGAAGCAGAUGCCAAAUGAUAUGAAAUUAUAAAAAAUAUUAAAUAAUGAAACAAUUGCAUAUACGUGCAUACUGAUAUUGUAAACAGAUUCUUUUUUUUUUUAUAUAUUUUAUUAAGUUCCUACCAGAGGAAAUAAAUUUGCUUCGAAUCGUAGUGAUUGGCCCCUAGAGAAUGAUUUUUGGCAUCUAUGUUCCAAAUUGUAGGAAGACAUGUGAUAGACAAAAUAAACUUUUUUACUCUA
Messenger RNA from Galleria mellonella (greater wax moth), 7000 nucleotides. RefSeq lists its product as uncharacterized. Bases 220 to 1920 code for a protein of 566 amino acids. The record is from RefSeq and is a predicted model, not a curated record. NCBI's taxonomy places the organism in Eukaryota, Metazoa, Arthropoda, Insecta, Lepidoptera, Pyralidae. The transcript is spliced from 4 exons.